Messenger RNA from Rhizoctonia solani, 2598 nucleotides. RefSeq lists its product as uncharacterized. NCBI's taxonomy places the organism in Eukaryota, Fungi, Basidiomycota, Agaricomycetes, Cantharellales, Ceratobasidiaceae. Bases 1 to 2598 code for a protein of 865 amino acids. The transcript has 8 exons. The record is from RefSeq and is a predicted model, not a curated record.
AUGCAAGGCGAUCGACUCGAUAACGAAGACACUGGAUCACCUGGAGGUGACGAUGGAAGGGGACUACCAACUUAUGAAGCACUGGAGGCUCGCGAGAGGGGCCCAAACUCUAGGUUUGGACGAUGGCAGGCUUGGGUCGAGAAACGGGCGGCGGAGCGAUAUGCAGAUGACCCACAACGUCGGCGUCAAAGUACCGGAUGGGGACCAACAGUUGAAGCAUCAGUGCAACCAGGCCAACCUCAGCCACCAGCAUACUCUCUUCCUAAAGAAGAGGUCAUAGCCCCACCGCCUGCACCAGCACCUGUGACACGUCCUAUCGCUCGAUGUCUCUCUGUAGCACACUUCGGCUCACGCUUUAUUCCUCAUUCUAAUUCACCGAUUGCUACACUACUCCCUAUCGGAGCAGAUGAUCGUUUCUUGCUAAUGGGGACCGACCGUGGACUUUCUGUCUUGGAUGUACUACCAGCAUUCCACGGUGCACCCACUUCUAACCCGGCACGAGUUCUGGAAGAGGCUAAACCACGCAAUAUUUGGACUGGAGAAGGUGUGUGGCAGAUGGCCUUGCUAGAGAGUCAGGAUUUGGGCGGUUCGAGUCCACAGGGAACCAUCUUGGCUCUCGUCGGCGCCGAGGCUAGUGAGGCUGCGGUGGAUCGCAAGGGCGUUGAGCCAGUGCGGACCAUUCGGAUGUACAAUCUUGCUUCCCUUACUAGUCUUGUAAAAUGGUCUGUUACAAGAAGGGAUGCUCACCCCCUCGACCUUCGUCGGCCUGCCAAUAUGAAUCCUACGCGCUCCUUGAAGAAACACAAAUCUAGUUCUAGUUCUGUGUUCAACAGCUUCAAGGCUAUGUUCAUCGAUUCACAACCACAUAUUCAACCUUAUGAUCCCUCUUCAGCUGCUUCUCCAAGAUCCCCAGCUCUCCAAACGUCAACUCUUGCCCCUCCACGCCAUGAUACACGUAGCUCAUCACCAUCACCGUCACGACCCACGCCCACUCGUUCAUUCAUAUCAGACACGCCCGGCGAAUGGGAUAUUAUAGAGGACUUGCCGUUGCGCUGGGCGACAGACUACGUAAGCUUAUCGCGACCCGGAAGCAAACUCGCAGGAUUGUCUGUCAUGUUUUUUGAAUUAUGGAAAGACUUGUCAGGCAGCCCUGGUACGGAGCGAACAUAUUUAGCUGUUGCGACUCGCCAGUGCAUCUUUCUGUACGAAUCGAUUCCAGGCGAGCGAGCGUUCCGUGCAGUCAAGGAAUUUUAUACACCAUUACCUACACGUAGUAUUCGAUUCGUUCAACAAUUAUCAUCGAGCUCGGACCCGACGUUUUCGACCGUUGCUCGCUCCUUCUCUUCGAUGUCAUCUCGUGCUCCAGCACAGCAUAUUCAGGCACAUUCGCGUAAUGCCUCUCAUUCACAAACCCAACGCACACGUCGUACCUCUUUUGGGGACACGCCGCGUGCCCAGCUUGCACUGUUUGUGACCUUCCCCAAGAAAGCCGGGCUAAUUAGGCUCAGCGAUUCAGCGGUAGGAGAAGUAGAAUUGUGGGAUGAAGACCCAGGAUUGAUGGGACCCAUGGGUAGAGGUAUAGGGAGACGUUCGGUUGAAUCACUCUCAAACCCAGGCUUUGGGAUAGAGAGAGAACGGGGUGUAUGGGCGCCUUUGGAAACUUGUGAUAUCCCACCGCUCAGUAUGGAAACGGAGCCAUACACCGGCCCCUCUCCCAUUGGUGGUCUCCCGGCCUCUCCAUAUGCCACAAAUUCGUCGCCUGCAUAUCCAUCUAGUACAGCAUGGAGCAGCUCUUCAUCGCAAUAUCCUCUUCUCAACUCAAGCAAUCAUUCUCAACCUUAUAUUGAUACAAAUACGAAUAGCUAUUCAUCCGGGCCUUUGACUGCACCUCCUGCCUCCAUGCCAUCGCCAAUUCCACCGACACCAUCCAAUUUAUUCGCAGGAUCGGAGUACCCGAAACAAGUAGCUCUGCUUACGCGUGGGCGCCGAACAGAUAUUGUCGAGCUUCCACUGCGUGCUCCCGUCGGCGCCCGGCCACCCCUGUGCACUGUGAUGUGGUUAGCUCCGCCGACCAAAGUAGCACCGAGAAUAUGUGUGCCUGGCCCGGGAUUGGAGGACAAAGAUCCCUAUCUGCAAAUUGUUGCAUUUUUGAGCGAGGGCGUAGAUGUUGCUGAAAUCCCCUUGUCACGACUCAAACUAGACAGGGCCAAGUCCAAGGGCAAGGCGAGGGCAAUGAGUUCGGGUGGGGAUGAAAUUAAACUCGUGAAGGUUGAUGUCGGCGGGCCGGCAGGGUACCUCGCUGCGGGUGGACGAUGGCACCGAUUUGGUCGUGGAGAUGGACCAGGUGGUAGCUCAAGACCCAGGGAGCGAACACGCGAGCUACAACGUGCCGAUUCGACGUGGUCGGUAUCGAGUUGGGAUUCUACGUGCAAGAGCAUAAGCGGGAAAAGGAAGCCCAACGCAAGACCGAAGAAGGAUACUACAGCUGGGUUUGCCGUGGGCAUGAGUGUGCUGCUCGAUUAUUAUGUGGUUUGGAUCGGAGGGGGUAUGGCUGACGAUCCAGCACAUACUAAUAAUGAGUCCCAGCUAGAUGGAUGA